This is a messenger RNA of Acanthaster planci (crown-of-thorns starfish), 5552 nucleotides long. RefSeq lists its product as uncharacterized. Gene Ontology annotation, cellular component: cell surface; membrane. Gene Ontology annotation, biological process: cell migration. Lineage: Eukaryota; Metazoa; Echinodermata; Asteroidea; Valvatida; Acanthasteridae. The record is from RefSeq and is a predicted model, not a curated record.
GCGCGAAAGGAAAUAGUUCCAGUCUUCGCUAGCUAGCGCUGUGUGACAUUCGGUGAAACUUUUGAGAGGAGGUUUGUCACAUUCUUGAACAGUUAAUCGGGAAGAAAUAACCGGGCCGGUCGGCCGAUAACACCAUGAGGCUUUUUGUACAGAUAUGGAUGAUUCUAGCUUUAUUCUUGGUCGAGAAGAACGUCGUAAAGGCAGCUGAUGAGGACAAUGUCAUGUACAUUGAUGGCAGUGGGGAUGGUGGGGAACCGGGCAAUGUGGCAGAAGCCGGAACACCCGAUGACGAGGACAACACAGAAGUACCCGGCGAGAUAGGAUCAGGUACCGUGGGGCCCGGCACGAAGGCCGCAGGUGAUCUUCAAACACUGAAAGGUACCGCAUCCGUCAAGCUGUCGUUCGAUAAUACCAUCCGGAUCACAAAGAUUGGCAAUAGAAGGGCCAACUUCAUUGAAACCUACAGGGAUCCUAAUUCAGUUGAAUCGUUGGAAGUCUUCAACCAAGUGUGCUCUGUGCUGACAAGCUCAAACCAGCUGACCAGCCGGGCAGAAUCCUGUGUGGGUGUGUCUAUCACUGAAGGCAGCCUGGUGGUCACCACUAAGCUCACCUUCCCAGAGGACACUGAGGCCACAUCUGCAGCUGUUGAGAGUGCCAUCCUGGAGAGCGUGACCGACCAGACAGCAUUGACAGUAGAUCUGCGGAGCAUUACAGUUGAGCCCAGCAUAUCAGAACCAGAAGGUACUGAAGUUGUCGAGCCACUAGAACCAGCCACCAAGCCUAAACCUAAAGAACCAGACACUCCUUCACCAUCAAGACCCAACAAGGGUAACCAGGACAACGACAUCUUCUUCACGGCCACGACUGACAAGCCGGCUCACAGUGGCGGCAAUGCCACGGUGUCCAAUGAGAUCAACGAUGUGAACCACGACAACAGUCUUGGUGUCAAGAACGAGAAGGAGAAAGAGCAGGACUUCUUUGAAAUGAUCCUGGGUAACCCAGUGCUUUUAGCUGCUCUGGUUGGCGCUGUUGUACUCACACUCAUCACCAUCAUCCUCAUCAUAAUGUUCAUGAUCUACCGCGUUAAGAAGAAGGACGAAGGCAGUUACUCACUGGACGAGCCCCACAAAGUUAAAGACCCAACAACCUACUGGAAGGACACCAAGGAAUUCUAUGCAUAAAUAAUGUUAACAUCAUUCAUUUUCCUUUCUUUUCUCCUCCUUUUUGGAUUUGUUACUUUCCGCAUUAAUUUAUCAGAGAUAUACUUGGGUUGUAUUUUUGAUGACUUGCCUUGUGUUGUGAAACAGUAUGGGAUCUAUGCGUGAACUAACGAGGGCAGUAUUCAAUCUGUUCACAAGAGUCAAGUAAGGCCACCUGGACAGUACUUGGGAACUGCUUUGAAACACCAAGAUGUAACACGAAGUGGUUGUUAUCCUUUUUUGUGCUGGUUAUCGCGUGGUCAGCUUUUUUGUUGAAGGGUCUUUGGCUUUGUACAUCUUUUCUUGUUUUUUAAAUGGUUGGGUUGAAAUGAAGUUAUUUGAGCAUAGUCGCAUUGUAUCAAAUAGGAAUUGAGGUAUAGUUUGGCUCUGUUUGAAAUGCAACAAUAACCCCAGAAAAUGUUUGAAUUACCAAUGUCCAGAUUAACUGAUGCUUGUUAAUUCUACUGUCAGUUUAAUAAGGUGUCAAAAGGAGUAUGGACUAAGAUGGCAGAUAGACUUAUCCUUGGAGAAGUUGGUCUCGUAAAAAUUGGAAAAAAAAAUUUCAUGCCUGAAGUGAAGUUGAGUUUGUAUUUUUCUAUGCAUUGCCUGGAUGUAAUGGUGUUGGUUUUGAAUUAUUGGGCUGGACUUUAUGGGGGUUAGGUUUGUCUUGGAUUUGGGAAGAAGAGAGAAAGUGUACAGUUAAGUGCUUAGAGAAUGAAUCAGUUUCCGGGGAAGCUUGUAUAGACGUGACUGAAAAUGUUUUUAUUCUUGGCUGUUGCAGUGUGUUAGUCUUUCCCACCAUUUUCAAUGAAUAAUUAUCAUGUACAGAAGUAAAAGAAAUAGUAGGGUUUUCCUUUGUAGUUAGGUCAGUAAAAGUAAACCUUGCAAACAGUUAAAUGGUUACACUGUUAUCAUUGGUGGAAAGAAUAUUUCUGUUUAAUCUGGCUAGUCUGUAGACAAGAUAGACUUAGUCAUUUGAAGCCAGUUUUAAAGAAGUUGUCAUUUUUAUAUCAAGGGAUUUUUGCAUCCUUGGGUGCUCAACUGCGUGGAAGUCAUGGAACCACUUAAACGGAAACUAUCACUAAGGGUGUUUAUAUGCUAAGCAGAAGUCAGCGGAAGACCAAUCACAAUUAAUACACUUUGUACGGUAAUUUUGCUGGUAAUCCGCUCUUGCUCAGCACGUAAUCUCUGAGCUUAGUAGCUCCAUGGUGUGUGUCCUGUAGCGGUUGCAGUUUAAUGGUCGGCCUUUCGGGGUUUUUAAAACUUUUCUUUGAAGGAAUUUGAAAGUUCUUUGUAUACCCUUCUUUUGCAUCCAUUCUUUGGUGUUCUGUCCCUGAAAUGGACUGGGUCAAGAAAUAGUUUUCUCUUGUUGGCAAUAAUUUCAAGGUGUUUUUUGUACUGUUCUCUUGUUGGUUUGUUGUGCUGAAAAUUUGACACAAGCCUAUGAGAAACAUAAUUGUUUAUCUAGGUGAGAUGUUUGUAGCCUACAGUCCUACUGAGAUCUGUAAUUUGUUUGUUUUAAUACCUUGUUUGAUUGUCACGAAAAAAAUGAAGAAAACUGUGAUGUACAUCUAGCUUAGAUUGUGUGUGACUGUAUAGUUUGACUGUGAGCGUCCAUGUUAAUGAACAAAACUUUAAAAGAAGGAAGAUUGUAAAAUACCAGUGCCUCAAGGAUUUGUAAAAAAAACUGCUUUGAUAUAAAUAACUUCUAUCUCCUUACUGAUUUCUUGGUGUUGUCCUUCCCAAACGUAUAGUGGCAAAUCAUGGGCAUUUUGGCAGAGAUAAUAGGUGUCUUUUAUUUCUACAUUGACUUCAUUGUUAGUUGCAGUAUCUUCCAUGAUUUUACCCAUGUAGAGAGACUGACCUUUUCUGGGUCAGAUACGUUAGAUUGAAUUCACUCUUCUCAGAAUGCUCACUUGCAGGGGGGAAAUUGAAUGCCUAGUUUGGAAGUAUUCUCAUAGAAUCAGGAUCUUGAAGCCCAUCCAGCAAGCACUGUCAAAUAAUCACAAUCUUUUGAGUGUGGCAAAUCCUGAUACCCCUCCCAGCCCCCCCCAAAACAACAACAACAACAACAACAACCCAAAACAAACAACAAAACACAAGGGUUAGAGUUGAAAUCAAUGGAUCCAAACACAGCCAAGGUUUUGCAGUCAUGUUUCUUCAAAAUACCCACUAAUUGUGCCUCACUAAUGGUCCCUUGUUUUGAAACUUGUCCCGUCACCCGUUGAUGAACUUCCCAAGCUGCAGACGCUCACUUCUCCUCGGUUCUCUUUGAAAGUCUAAAAGUGCUUCAUUCAUAAGCCAUUACAAUAGUUCAUUGUAUGAAAUAGGAAGUGAUAUACUUAAACUCUAACAGAAAUCAGUUCUGCUUUUUGUAUCAUGUAUGCUUUAAUGAAAAAGAGGUUAGCAUUUUGUAAGUUAAAAACAUACAUUAAUAGCUUUUUUUGCUUCAUUUUGUUUUUGUCUCAAGGAAUUGUCCUGUAGCUUGGGUCUGAUUGGUUUCCUUGCAUUGUGUAACACAUUUUGUGACCUUUGACCUUAUAAAAAUAAUGCGAGGAAUUGAGAAAAACAGUAUUGUUAUUUGUUCCCUUACGCUAGGAAUGUAGCUUUCAUAUUUAACCUUAACAAAUAACACCCUCCUGAAGUUGAAUUUAGUUUUAAAAUUGCGUAUGAUAUACAUAUAGUUCUGCUUUGUUAGCUGGUUUGUUUUGGGGGGGUUUUCCUUUGUACCCAACAAUGCCCUGGAGAUUGUAAUGUGGUAUUGCACAAGUCAGGUGCCUCAGAUGUUAUUAGUUACUAUGAAUCUUGACAGUCAUAGGGAUCCUGCCAGGCCAAAGCAUAUUACUCGACAGAAUCGUUUACGUAGCAUGUGGGUGCUUAAGCAUGUUGGCACAACUACUCCUUUGGAAUUUGGCUGUGGCCAUUUCUGAAAACCUAGCUUUGGUUCCAGUUGUAGUUUCAGGCUGAAGUAGUUGAAGCUAGAGAUAAAAGCCGAGCUUUGAGAAAGGGCAGAGGAAUUUCAGAUGACUUGACAACAUCAUAAUGUAAACAGUUUAUGCUGGGUUGGUCACUAAAAGUGAAAUCCAAAGCCUUUCCCAGUGGUAGAAUUGGAAUAAAUACAAGACUAUAAAAGUGAAAUCCAAAGCCUUUCCCAGUGGUAGAAUUGGAAUAAAUACAAGACUAUAAAAGUGAAAUCCAAAGCCUUUCCCAGUGGUAGAAUUGGAAUAAAUACAAGACUAUACAGCACUAACAUUUCAAAAUCAUAACGUUUCUUUUUUUAAAACAAUGAUAUACAUGACCUUAAUGUACAUAGAUUGCGAGCAGCAUAUUGGCUCUGUUAUUUUAAUCACACUACAAAAUUUUGUUCCUUAAUGUUUUGAGCAGAUGUUUAUUUUUGUGAAUAAAGAUCUGGGUUUUUUAGGGGGGUAUUCUUGCAUAUCUGAAUCUACAAAUAUUGGUCUCUGUGAAUGGAGAAAUGUUUACCUUGACAAGACUUUGAGAACUUGAUUUUGUUGGGAAAAACAAAUUGGAUUGUUGAUUAGCAAAGAUUUGUUUUGAUGUCUGGAAACUUGUUACAAUAUUGAAUUUAUAGGGGGCGUAUUUGGUUGUUAUUGAAAAAUGGGCAAAAUGAAUAAAGUACAUUUUGAAAUAGAAACACAAACAUUGAAAACAAACUGACAAGGUUCAUUUUAUGGUAUCACCUAUGGUAUAUGGUAGAUUGGUUGAUGCGUAGAUCCAGGUAGGAAAUUUUAUUGAGUCUUAUUGGUGGCUCUUGGUCAGUCUACAAAAUACUGGCAUGACUGAUUAGCACAGACACUUGUAUAUUAGCAACACUUAACGGGCAGCUUGGUCUUUAAGAGGCACAAAACAGUUCUAGGACUGAUUUCAACAGGUUGACCUGCUUAUUAAAAUAGUGAUCAGGGUUGGUUGAAAGUUUAAAUUACAAUCUACGUGUAUGUGACUCAGAUUCUACCUGAUAAUUAAUGACCUUUCACAUGCCAAGCCCCAGCCUGUGUUGCAAACCGCAUCACACCUUGCUGAAUUGUCAAAUUCGUAAUACUGAAAUGAACCCAUUUUGAAAGUGAUACAAGUACAUGUACCUCAGUUGCUGCGUUAGAUUGAGUUUAAAAUACCAUUCUUGUGUAAAAAAAAACAAAAACAUAUGUAGAAUGGUAGAUUUUUACUGUAUAUACAUUGCUUAGUGUUGUUAAGAAUAAGGGUUAAUUAGUUCUUGACCAUUUUUAUAACAAAAUUUUAAAAAAGCUUCUGUUUUCUUCAUCACUGUAAAAUGUAUGAAUACAACACAAUGUGCGCUUGAAUAUAAACGUUGCCUCCAUUAUCCAUGAAACAAUA